Branchiostoma floridae (Florida lancelet) is the source of this 1424-nucleotide messenger RNA. RefSeq names its product CD81 protein-like. Gene Ontology annotation, cellular component: membrane. The record is from RefSeq and is a predicted model, not a curated record. The coding region runs from base 124 to 849 and encodes 241 amino acids. The transcript is spliced from 7 exons. NCBI's taxonomy places the organism in Eukaryota, Metazoa, Chordata, Leptocardii, Amphioxiformes, Branchiostomatidae.
CCAUGUCUCAGCUGUUGUGAAUAUAUCAAUUAUAAUGGCGCGCACUGAUUGGACAGAAGGAAAAUCGUGGAGCCGGGCUCACAGCGGAAGGCCAGGACUUGUUGUUCAGGCAAGAGGGUGAAAAUGGCCGAGGGAUCCCGCGCUAACGUCAAGACUCAGCUCUUUGUCUUCAACGUCGUGUUAUGGCUGGCAGGCGGUAUCCUGUUUGCAGUCGGACUAUGGCUGUUGUAUGACCCUGAGAUCACCAAGGUCGUGUCAGCGGAGCUGAAGCUGACCUGGUUCUACCAUGCCUGUUACGCCAUGGUCGUGGCGGGGGCCGUCACUCUCAUCGUGGGCUGCGUGGGGUGCUAUGGAGCGAUGAAGGAAAGAAAGUCCUUAUUAAUGCUGUUUGCUGUCCUGUUGUUUAUCCUGUUUGUUUUAAACAUGGCAGCCUUUAUUGUGGGCAUCAUGUACAGGAACAAGGCAUACUUGUACACAUAUGACUCCUUUGCAGAUGCUCUCCCCAGGGGUUAUAUUGAAGAACAAGACUAUGAAUUCAAGGAAGCUGUCAAGAAAAUUGAGAGCAAGUUCUCGUGCUGCGGACUGAGAGACCUGAACCAGCAUGGCGUGCCGUGCCUACAGGACACGUGUUUGUGUGACCCCAACGUUGGCGUGGACUGUAAGGAUUACAGUGUGUUUGGUAGUUCCUGCACGGUGUAUGCAGAGCCCUGCUUGUAUAAAGUGUCAUCGUUCCUCAGGCAGAAGAUGAUAGCAGUGAUAGUUAUGCCGUUGAUUGUUGCCUUAAUACAGCUGUGUGGCAUCUGUUUUGUCUGGAGGACACAGAGAAACGUUGGUGAGGAUGUUGCCUAGUGUAGGCAGUGCCGCGCCAGUGUAUGAAAACUCGGGAUUCAUCCACCACUAUCUAACUCUACUAUUUACCUCUAAGGAAUCAUUUAAUCUACCAUAUACUAGACUCAGGAGUUUUUAGAAUUUUAUACUUUUAUUGAAUGUUAGAAAAGAGAGCUUAAUGCAUAGCAGUCAGUUUUAGUACUUCCUGAGUGACUAUCAUUGUUGAUGUACACGUGUGUAAUGUAAAAUAUGAAGUUAGCAUGUUUGAUAAUACUAAUAGCAGCAUGUUAACAUGUAGUACAGGUUCAUGUGUUAACAAAAACAUCUUCAGUCAGUAGAGUCAAGUGCUUUAAUUUGUGUAUCAAUGUUUAUGUACACAUGUAAUAUAACAUUUGGUUAACUGUAUUAGCUAUAGGCAUACCCUUAGUACAUUAGCUGUUUACAAAAACAUGUUCAGUCAGGAAAUGUUUCCCCGUCUAGUUGAAAUCAUGUGACUGAUUCCAAUAUCUCUGAUUUAUAUAUUUGCAUCAUGGACGUACAUGGAUGUAUGGUACAUGUACCUGUAUUGGGUUUUGAAAUAAAAGUUUUCUUUAGAA